AUGUUUUUCAUACUUUUAUUUGGAGCAUUAAUCGCCUCUUCCAAUCCAGCUGUACACAAUGCUGCGUCCUUUCGGUAUCCAUCCCCAGGAUCUUAUGCAGCUCCAGCACCUGCUCCAACAUUUUACGUAGACUCGAGCUCUGCCAGAGCACAUUAUGAAGAACCAGCACCAGCACCUGCUCCAUCUUCUUACGCUGGCUCCCAAGGAUCUUAUGCAGCGCCAGAGCCAACUGCAACAUUUUACAUAGGCUCAAACUCUGCCAGAACACAUUAUGAAGAACCAGCACCUGCUCCAUCAUCUUACACCUCCUCUGGCUCUUCCCAGGGAUCCUAUGCAGCGCCAGCACCGGCUCCAACAUCUUUCAUAGUCUCGAACUCUGCCAGAGCACAUUAUGAAGAACCAGUACCAGCACCUGCUCCAUCAUCGUACUUAGCCUCUAUCCCCGCCCAUGAAUCUUAUGCAACACCAGAACCUGCUCCGUCACCAUACGCCGCCUCUGGCUCUUCCCACGGACCCUAUGCGGCACCAGUACCUGCUCCAUCUUCUUACAGUGCCUAUGGCUCCUCUCAAGAAUCCCAUGCAGCACCAGCACCUGCUCCAUCACCCUACACUGCCUAUGGCUCUUCCCACGGACCCCAUGCAGCACCAGUACCUCCUCCAUCAUCUUAUGCUGCCUCUGGCUCUUCCCACGGACACCAUGCUCCAUCAACGUACUUAGCUUCAAGCUCCCCCCAUGAAUCUUAUGCAGCACCAGCACCUCCUCCAUCAUCUUACGCUGCCUCUGGCUCUUCCCACGGACCCUAUGCGGCACCAGUACCUGCUCCAUCUUCUUACAGUGCCUAUGGCUCCUCUCAAGGAUCCCAUGCAGCACCAGCACCUGCUCCGACACCCUACGCCGCCUCUGGCUCUUCCCGAGGACCCUAUGCAGCUCUUGCAAGAGAUCCAACAUGCUACGUUGCCUUCGAAAAAGCUCCAGCAUCUCACACUGCGCGCAGCUCUGCUCGAAAAUCUAAAGGAUCGCCAUUUGCACCUUUCUAUUUUUACCUGUAA
Rhagoletis zephyria (snowberry fruit fly) is the source of this 1050-nucleotide messenger RNA. Its product is annotated as skin secretory protein xP2-like. NCBI's taxonomy places the organism in Eukaryota, Metazoa, Arthropoda, Insecta, Diptera, Tephritidae. The record is from RefSeq and is a predicted model, not a curated record.